AGUGGAGGUGGACCCUUGAGACCCAACACUUACCAUGCUACUCCCUGGGAGGCCCAGGAACUGCUGACGAGACCACUGGACGGUUAUCGUAUCUCUUAUAAUUACCAAAAAGAAUGGACAAGCUUAAUAAAAUAACUGUCCCAGCCAGUCAGAAGUUGAGGCAGCUUCAAAAGAUGGUGCAUGAUAUUAAAAACAACGAAGGUGGAAUAAUGAACAAAAUAAAAAAGCUGAAAGUCAAAGCACCUCCAAAUGUUCCUCAAAGGGACUACGCUUCAGGCAGUGCUGCUGACGAAGAAGAGCAGUGGUCAGAUGACUUUGACAAUGAUUAUGAAAACCCAGACGAGCACUCCGACUCAGAGAUGUACUUGGUACCCGCUGAGGAGAACGGGGAUGACAGUUACGAGCCACCUCCAGCUGAGCAGGAGAUGAGGACCGUCCACCCAGCCCUGCCCUUCACCAGGGGAGAAUAUAUAGACAAUCGCUCAAGCCAGAGGCACUCUCCACCCAUUAGCAAGACAAUUCCCAGUAAGCCCAGCUGGCCUUCAUCUAAGGCAAGGCUCUCCUCCACCCUGCCAUCCUCCACAUCUCUUCAGAAACCUCAAGUACCACCCAAGCCCAAAGACCUCCUUGAGGAUGAGGCUGAUUAUGUGGUCCCUGUAGAAGAUGAAGAUGAAAACUAUAUUCAUCCCACAGAAAGCAGUUCACUUCCAUUUGAAAAAGCUCCCAUGGUGAACAGAUCAACCAAGCCAAGUAACCCUUCAAAGCCAGCCUCUGCUCCAGUGACAGCCUCAGGUCGAAACAGCGGGGUCUGGGAGUCCAAGUUACCUUCUUCACCUGCAGCGCCAUCCCCACUGCCCAGGGCUGGGAAGAAGCCAGCUGCACCACUGAAGACAACUCCAGCUGCCUCUCAACAGAAUGCAUCAAGUGUUUUUGAAGAAAAACCUAUACCUGCUGAACGCCAUCGAGGAUCCAGUCACAGACAGGAAGCUGUGCAGUCACCAGUGUUGCCUGCAGCCCAGAAACAAAUUCACCAAAAACCCAUACCUCUACCAAGAUUUCCAGAAGGGGGAAGCCCAACUGUGGAUGGGCCAUUACCCAGCUGUUCAACUAAUUCCAGUUUGUCAGAACAGGAAGCUGAAGUUCACUGUAAACCAUGGUAUGCUGGUGACUGCGAUCGAAAGUCUGCUGAAGAGGCAUUAUACAGGUCAAACAAGGAUGGAUCAUUUCUCAUUCGGAAAAGCUCUGGUCAUGAUUCCAAACAACCAUAUACAUUAGUUGUAUUUUUUAAUAAGCGAGUAUAUAAUAUUCCUGUGCGAUUUAUUGAAGCAACAAAACAGUACGCUUUGGGAAGAAAGAAAACUGGUGAAGAGUAUUUUGGAAGUGUUGCUGAAAUAAUCAAGAAUCACCAACACAGUCCCCUGGUUCUCAUCGACAGUCAGAACAACACAAAAGAUUCCACCAGACUGAAGUAUGCUGUUAAAAUUUCAUAAAGAAAGAACACUGGAAGUCAGCAUUGUUGCUUCAGAUAUUUUCCCAAACUUUCUAUUUAAAAUUUCAAAACUUUAUAUUUUACAUUAUGAACAAUUUAGUAAGAAAAUAGAAGAUGGAAGAAGCUAUUGAAGUGUUCACCCAUUUCUUUCUAAGAAGCUCACAUGGAAUUAUUUUAUCUACUGCCUGACUGUGAUGUGAUGAACUGUUAAUAUUUGGUAAAGUUAUCAUGCUAUUAAUCGUCUCCAAAUAAAUUUUUAUUU
This is a messenger RNA of Orycteropus afer afer, 1751 nucleotides long. NCBI's taxonomy places the organism in Eukaryota, Metazoa, Chordata, Mammalia, Tubulidentata, Orycteropodidae. The record is from RefSeq and is a predicted model, not a curated record.